This is a messenger RNA of Caretta caretta (loggerhead turtle), 9258 nucleotides long. NCBI's taxonomy places the organism in Eukaryota, Metazoa, Chordata, Testudines, Cheloniidae. The record is from RefSeq and is a predicted model, not a curated record.
UGUUCACGGUUGGAGAGAGAACGUUUGCUGUGCCUGCAUUAGCCAGUGCUUGGAAGAAUCACCUAGAAACGUCUCUCUGCUGUGCAGAGAAACCCGGAGGAGCGUUGUAGAACUGGGCAGACCGUUCAUUCUGCAAUCGGCCAAAAAUCCAGAAGCAAAGAGGGUGUGUGAGAACCAUCAGGAGGAAUUUGCUUUGUUGUCUGAAGAGGGGCCAACAGCUCACCUAUGUGAUCUGCACAGCGCACAAAGAAACCAUGUUACAGCUUCCACAGAGACAGCCGCUGAGCAGUGCGAGGUAGGAAAUUGCUGGAGGCCAGAGACACACUGAACAGGUACGUGGCUCCUUCUCACUCCCCCUCAGACUUCACAAUGCAGGCCAGGGGCUUGGGCACUGGCUGAAAGACACAUCUCCAAUGUUACACAUCUGGGUGGUGAUAUUUUAUGGUGGGUUUUUGUUGUUUGUUUUCUUAAAGCCCCAGUUCCUGGAGUCAUGUGAUUACAUUAAAAUCUCAGCCACUUCUUUUUUUAAGGCAAUUUCUAGCUCUUUCAGCUGCAGAGAGAAGCUUUCAAAUAUGCACCCAAAGAGCUGGAAAGCUAUAAAACAGGGAAUAAGCAGCUGUCAGGGAUGGACAUUUUGCCUAGUCCCUGUGUGGGAAUGGCGGUGAAAAGACUCCCUAGUAUUUAUAUUAUCAUGGUACCUAUAAGUCCAGCUGAGAUCAGGACCCCACUGCAUACACACAAAGAGACAGUCCCUGCCCUGGAGAAUGUACAGUCCAGACAAGCCAGACAGAAGGUGGGAGGGGAAGUAAUUUGCCUUUAGUCACCCAGCAAGUGUGUUGCAGGACACAGGGAGCUGAAGCCUGGUGUCCAGGUUCCCAGUCCAGUGCUCUUUCCACUGCUCCACGCUGCCCACCUUUGUGGGUCUUUCCCCAUCACUUCCCCAGCCUCGAGAGAACUUGCAGACCCAUGCCAGGUCCAGGCACAAAUGGGCCCCUUGAUGUUUUGCUGCCACUUGAUCUGAGCAAUCAGGUGAAGAGUAAUAAAUGUGUGGUUAGUGUUUUUCCUCCUCUAGCCGUGAGAAGGGGAAGGUGCAUGCUGCAAUGGCUCUUUCUCCUGAACCGAGGCAGAGGACGCCGGAGUUCUCCCUCAACCUCCAAACUCUGAGGCAAUUCAAAGUGAAUGUGACUCUGGAUCCAGACACGGCAGGUCCUGAACUCAUCCUCUCUGAGGACCUGAAAGGUGCCAGAUGGGGAAAACCAAGUCAGGAGAUGCCUGACCGUUUGGAGAGAUUUGACACUGAUCCCUGCGUGUUGGGCUGUGAGGGAUUCACCUCGGGGAGACACUACUGGGAGGUGGAGGUGGAUGGGAUGUUCUGGACUGUGGGUGUGGCCAGCGAGUCUGUGAGGAGGAAAGGACGUAUUGUCUUUCAACCCAACACAGGGGUCUUGGGUUUGCAGAAAUAUCAUCACCUCUGUGUGGCGCUCACCAACCCUUCCAACACCUAUGUGCCCCUCAAAAAGAACAACAAUGAGAUCGGCGUCUAUUUGGACUAUGAACUGGGGCGAGUGUCAUUUUACGACCUCAGCAACGAGGAGCUGCUCUUUGCUUUCCCGCCGGUCUCUUUCAAUGAGGAGAGAGUUUUCCCUUACUUUUGUGUAUUGUUGUCCCACAUGAAACUGUCCCCCAGAGGGUGAUGCAUGGCUGUGAUCCCAAGAAACUGGAUUCUCUGGCCUGUGGUGUCAUACUCUCUAUGAUCCUAGAAGUUCUUGCUGAACCUCUUCUAGCUUCCAUUGCCCUACGCUCUAUGACCCUGGAGGAUUACAAUGUUCUUGCUGAACCUCUUGUCACUUCCAUUGCUCUAAGCUCUAUGACCCUGGAGGAUUACAAUGUUCUUGCUGAACUUCUUCUGGCUUCCAUUUCCUUAGGUUCUAUGACCCUGGAGGAUUACAAUGUUCUUGCUAAGCCUCUUCUAGCUUCCAUUUCCCUAAGCUCUAUGACCCUGGAAGACAACGUCUUUCCUGUAGAGCUGCUCCGAGCUAUGUUAUUAGUCUCCAUGCCUCAGAAGGACUCCCAUGUUUCCUCACAGAAAAUCCGAGGCUCUCAAUCCUGGUCUCUAUAGCUCUGCAAGGAGUACAGUGUUGUUGCAGAGUCCUGUUUAGCUUCUUAUUUUCUAGUCUCUAUGCUCCUGUCAGGGUCCCAUGUUCCUUCAGAUCCCCUGCUAGCUCUCUGUCUGCAAACUGGACCAUCUUGAAGUACAGAACGUGACACGUUUUCAUGGCAGAAAUUAAGGAAAGAAAAUCCUGAGUGGGUGUCUCGAUUCAGCCUGUAUGACCGUUGUGACAGAUAUUGCAAAUACACGCAGCCUCUUUGGGAGCGAUUGUUUCCACUUGAUAAAUGUGAUCUGUGUGCUUGAGAUGGGCCGGACGACAUGGGCCUGUAGUAUAUUCACAGACCUAUGGCUCAGUGUGUAUUACAGGUAAUUGUUUGUACCCGGCUCACUGGGUGGAUUUUCUGGGGAAGCUGGGAAGAUCAAUGCAAGUUCCUGUGGUUGGUUACACAGACUCCCAGCCUUUGAGCCUGAUUUUACCUGCUUCAGGAGCUUGGGAACAAAUUUUGGGGUCUAAAGGGUGAGUUUAAACAGACUCUCAUUUUGAGCCAACAAACUGACAUGAACUUUUAAUCAAUAGGUCAAACCUUGUGAAGGAGUGGAAGGACUAGAACCUGCCAGGGUCUCCAUAGGACUGAUGGGGGACCUCUGGGAAGCAGAAGUCUGCUUUUCCACUUGUUAUUGUUUUAUUGAUCUGUUUUCUCUGUAAGGCUUUUGUCCUUAAAUAAAUGCUCUGUGCAAAGUGCCUAAUCACUGGUGCACCACUUGAGAGAGAGAGCGCAAAACUGUGGGGACUGGGGAGGCAGAAUUCAUUGCUGGACAGGGGGACAAGCAGCUGUGCGGGUGGCAGGGACACAGAACUAAUUAAAUGGGGGGCGGGGGUGUUUGAAGAGAAGCUAGAAGCCCUGCAGCAGCUGGAAGCGAUUUGUACCAGUCUGUGUCACUGGAUCUCGUUGGGGGUCUCCCAGCUACUGCUCCUGCUGCAGGAGCCAGAAUCACCUUCCCUUAUAGCUAUGGGGGAGAGUUGGCAAGAAUCAUACAUGAGCUGGGCACAGAGGGGGCUUUAAUGAAGGUGCCCUCCCCCCUGCACUGGCCCACCCUGCUGGGGGAGCAGCAGCUGCUCCGUUCGGGCUCCCAGAUCCUAAAGGAGAAGGCAGCAGCAGCUUGUGACUUAGGCCAAAAAACGGAGACAGAUGGAGCAGGGACCAGACACAACAGCUACUGAAUCAACUCCCCUCCCUGCCAGACCCCCAACCCUGGAGGGAUCCCGUGCAGCCAGGGCUGGAUUAAGGCACUGGCAAUUUAGGGUCCAGUUUGCGUACGUGUGUGUGUGAGGGGGCUCAGAGAAGCUGCCCUUGUCUAGACUGGUAGAGGCAGGGUCUGGGGCAGGGGGGCUGCAGAGCUGUCGGUUUAUCGCUAGGACCCAGGAGCGGCUGGGGGGCGGCUCUGCGGGGAGCGAUCGCUGGGCUCAGGCCCAGCCCAGGAAGUGACUCGCAGCCGCUGCGGGGACUCUGGCUCCCGGCGAGAUCCCCGCGCCCCGGCGGCUGGUGCUGGGAGCCCGGAGCCCGGGCUGCAGCCGGGAGAGGGGAACCUCCAGCCGGGCCCUGCCCGCUGCUCCCCGGGAGCCUCUCCCAGGGCAGAGCCCCCAGCCCGGCCCCUGCCCCGGGGGGGCCCCGCUCGGAGGGAAGCAUGGCAAAGUCCGGAGAGUCUGUCUCCAGGGAGAGAGCCUGGGGGGAAUCAGGCUGUGACAUGGACUCAAGCCCCUUCUGAAACCUCCCCCAUCACGCCUCUCGCCCCAACAGGCUAAAGAAUCACAUCUACAUUUCGCUCCAGAUUGUCCUGUCUUCCGGGAGACGAGGAAGAGAAAUGGCUGUGAUGGAGCCAGCUCAGAUGCUGGUGACCUUCGAGGAGGUGGCUGUGUAUUUCACCCAGGGGCAGGGGGCUCUGCUGGACCCCGCUCAGAGAGCCCUCUACAGGGACGUCAUGCAGGAGAACUAUGAGACGGUGACCUCGCUCGGAUUUCCCAUUCCCAAACCUGAGCUGAUCGCCCAGCUGGAACAAGGGGAGGAGCCGUGGGUCCCAGAUCUCCAGGUCUGCAAGGAAAGAGAGAUCCUGAGAGGCACCCGCACAGCAGGUGAUGAGCGAGGGAGUGAGAACGAGGAGGGGAAUCAUCAUGAGGAUGUUCCUAGGGAAGUGGAAUCACAAGGGACCUUUGUGGGAAGAUCUGAAGGGAAUUUUUCCCAGUGCUUGGAACAGGGAGAAGCCUGGGGAAAUUGGCACAGGUCAGAGAGGCUGCUGGGAAACCACCCAAGGAAAAAAGUGGAUGAAUCUAUUAUACGUGGGGGAGGAGACAAGGAUCCCACAGCCCAGCAGACAAAUCCCAAGGAAGAGAAACCCUACCACUGCCUGCAGUGUGGGAAAGGAUUCAUUCUGAGAUCACAGCUUGUUACACAUCAAACAAUCCAUAACAGCUCAGACUUUAAUACCCAUGGGAGAAUCGACACAGGAGAGAGACGCUAUCAAUGCCUCAAGUGUGGCAAAUGUUUUAAUUGGACGUCAGCACUUAUUACACAUCAGGCAACCCACAUGGGAGAGAGACCCCAUAAGUGCUUGGAGUGUGGGAAAACCUUCAGUAACAGCUCAAAUCUUACUAAACAUCGGAGAAUCCACAUGGGAGACAGACCCUAUAAAUGCCUCGAGUGUGGGAACUGCUUCAGUCAGAAGACCACCCUUAUUAUGCAUCAGAAAACCCACACAGGAGAGAAACCCCAUAAGUGCUUGGACUGUGGGAAAAGUUUCACACAGAGAUCAGCCCUGAGUACACAUCAAACAAUCCACACAGGAGAGAGACCCUAUAAAUGCCUCGACUGUGGGAAAAGUUUCAUUCAGCGCUCACACCUUCUUCGACAUCUGAGAAUUCAUACUGGGAAUAAACCUCAUAAAUGCCUCCACUGUGGGAAAAGUUUCAUUCAGAGAACAAACCUUAUUUCCCAUCAGACAAUCCACACAGGAGAGAAGCCCUAUAAAUGUUUGGACUGUGGGAAAAGCUUCAAGAACAACUCCUACCUCACUAAACAUCGGACAAUCCACACGGGAGACAGUCCCUAUAAAUGCCUCCUCUGUGGGAAAAGUUUUGUUCUCAGUUCUGACCUGAUUGUGCAUCAGAGAAUUCACACAGGAGAGAAGCCCUACGUAUGCUUGGACUGUGGGAAAAGCUUCAAGAACAACUCCUACCUUACUAAACAUCGGAGAAUGCACACAGGAGAGAGACCUUAUAAAUGCCUCGAUUGUGGGAAAUGUUUCAGUCAGAAGUCAUCCCUUAGUACCCAUCAGACAAUCCACACUGGAGAGAGACCCAAUAAAUGCUUGGACUGUGGGAAAAGUUUCACCCAGCGAUCAGCCCUUGUUAUACAUCAGAGAAUCCACACAGGAGAGAGACCCCAUAACUGCUUGGACUGUGGGAAAAGUUUCACGCACAGAUCAGCCCUCCUUAGACAUCAGGCAAUCCACACAGGAGAGAGACCCCAUGAGUGCUUGGAAUGUGGGAAACGUUUCAUUCAGAGAUCAACCCUUAUUAGACAUCAGGCAGUCCACACAGGAGAAAGACCCCAUGGGUGCUUGGAUUGUGGGAAAUGUUUCACCAACAGAUCAUCCCUUAUCAGGCAUCAGGCAAUCCACACAGGAGAGAGACCCCAUAAGUGCUUGGACUGUGGGAACAGUUUCAUUCAGAGAUCGAACCUUAUUAUACAUCAGAGAAUCCACACGGGCUAUAAACCUCAUAAAUGUCUGGCCUGUGGGAAAAGUUUCAGGAAGAGCUCGUACCUUACUAAACAUCUAAGAACUCACAAAGGUGUGGGAGACCCCAGGAACAGCUUGAUUGCAGAAAAAGAUUCAAUCCUAGCUCACACAUCAGUGAUCCACAAAACGGAGCGACCAAGGCAACAAGAUGGCUUGAAAGACAAAAACAGGAGCAUUGAACUGGGGAGGGUGGACCAAGGCUGGAAGGAAGUCGGCCUGGAUGCUAAGAACUGUAAACUGUCUGCAACAUCGGGCGGGUUGAGAAAAGCUGUUUGCCUGAACUUCCCCCUGGGAUAUGAGACUUGGGGGUCUGCUGUCACCCUUCCCCUCCUGCAUCAUUUCCCUUCCCCACCUUACUUCUCCUCUCUCUCCUUUUUCUUUCUGGCUCAGCCCGUCCAGUCAACGCCACCUUUUGCACCAGUGCUGGUGGCCUGUGACCGGAGAGGCAGCUCAAAGCAAAGCCUUAACCUGCCCAAAGCGAGAAGUUUUCCAAGUCUCACAGGGGCUGAUCAGCUGGUGGCCUGUGCCCGGGUUUCCCCUGCAGGGAGGCUGCAAGUGAGACUGAGCCCUGGCAACAGAAGCCUCUAUGCAGGAUGUCCCCUUAAUGCUGAGAGAAGCUGGCCAAGCGCAGGCGAGGCUGAGGAAUCACAUCCACAUUUCGCUCCGGAUCGUCCCCAUCCCGUCAUCUGGGAGACAGGAAAGGGAAAUGUCUGUGAUGGAGCCAGCUCAGCUGGACUGUGGCAGGGGCAGCAGGUGCUGAGAGGGGGACUCCUGUUGUUUCAGAUGCUGAUGACCUUCGAGGAGGUGGCUGUGUAUUUCACCCAGGGGCAGGGGGCUCUGCUGGACCCCGCUCAGAGAGCCCUCUACAGGGACGUCAUGCAGGAGAACUACGAGACGGUGACCUCGCUGGGAUUUCCCAUUCCCAAACCCGACCUGAUUGCCCAGCUGGAACGAGGGGAAGAGCCGUGGGUGCCCGAUCUCCAGGCCUGCGAGGAAAGAGAGAUCACGAGAGGCACCCGCACAGUGACUCCUGUCUGGAUUGUCUCUCUCCCAGCAGGUGAGGAGCGAGGGAGUGAGGAGGAGGAGGGCAAUCAUCAUAAGGAUGUUCUUGGGGAAGUGGAACCACAAGGGACCUUUAUGGGAAGAGCUGAAGGAAAUUCAUCCCAGUGCUUGGAGCAGAGGGAAGCCUGGGGAAAUUGGCACAGGUCAGAGAGGCUGCUGGGAAACCAACCAAGGGAGCAAGAGGAGGAAUCUAUUAAAUGUAGGGGAGGAGAUAAGGAUCCCAUAGCCCAGCAGACAAACCCCAAGGAGGAGAAACCCUACCACUGCCUCAAAUGUGGGAAAGGAUUCAUUCUGAGACCACACCUUCUUACACUUCAGACAAUCCAUACUGUAGAGAAACCACUUCAAUUCUUGGACCAUGGGGAAAGCUUUAAUAACCAUGGAAGAAGCCACAAGGGAGAGAAACCCUAUCAAUGCCUUGAGUGUGGGAACUGUUUGAAUCAUAAGACAGCACUGAUUACGCAUCAGAUAAGCAACACAGGAGGGAGACCCCAUAAGUGCUUAGAAUGUGCAAAAACUUUCAUUCGGAGGUCAGACCUUGUCAGACAUCAGGCAAUCCACACAGGAGAGAGACCCCAUAAGUGCUUAGACUGUGGGAAAAGUUUCAUACGGAGGUCAGACCUUGUUAAACAUCAGGCAAUCCACACAGGAGAGAGACCCCAUAUGUGCUUGGACUGUGGGAAAAGUUUCACACGAAGCUCAUCCCUUCUUCAACAUCAGGGAAUCCACACAGGAGACAACCCCCAUAAGUGCUUAGACUGUGGAAAAAGUUUCAUAUGGAGGUCAGACCUUGUUAAACAUCAGAGAAUCCACACAGGAGCGAGACCCCAUCUGUGCUUGGACUGUGGGAAAAGUUUCAUUCAGAGGUCAGACCUUGUUAAACAUCAGACAAUCCACACAGGAGAGAGACCCCAUAAGUGCCUGGACUGUGGGAAAAGUUUCAUACGGAGGUCUGACCUUGUUAAACAUGAGGCAAUCCACACAGGAGAGAGACCCCAUAAGUGCUUGGACUGUGUGAAAAGUUUCAUAUGGAGGUCAGACCUUGUUAAUCAUCAGGCAAUCCACACAGGAGAGAGACCCCAUAAGUGCUUGGACUGUGGGAAAAGUUUCAUACGGAGAUCAGCCCUUGUUAAUCAUCAGGCAACCCACACUGGAGACAGACCCCAUAAGUGCUUGGACUGUGGAAAAAGUUUUAUUCGGAGGUUUGACCUUGUUAAACAUCAGUCAUUCCACACAGGAGAGAGACCCCAUAAGUGCUUGGACUGUGGGAAAAGUUUCAUACAGAGGUCAGAUCUUGUUAAACAUCAGGCAAUCCACACAGGAGAGAGACCCCAUAAGUGCUUGGACUGUGGGAAAAGUUUCAUACGGCGAUCAGCCCUUGUUAGUCAUCAGGCAAUCCACACAGGAGAGAGACCCCAUAAGUGCUUGGACUGUGGGAAAAGUUUCACACAGAUAUCACACCUCACUAAACAUGAGAGAAUCCACACAGGAUCUAAACUUCUGUGACAGAUGGCCAGAAAGGGUUAAGAAACUUUCAGGCUAAUUGACCCAGAUUCAACCUUUAGAGACACAUUCGAAAAGUGUGUAAAUGGUAUUGAUGGCUAUUCCACGUUAGAUAGACUAGAACUCUGAAAUGUAAACUUGUAUUGUUAAAGAAUUGGAAGAAGAUGGUAACUGUAGUAGUCUAUAUUUACCUAUAUCUUGUUAGAGAUUAACAGUAUAAUCAAACGGUUCCUGUCUAGGGCUCUAUUCUGUUAAUUUAGAGAUCAAAGGGAAAUAUUAACAUUUAGAUGAAAUUUGUGUGUCGUAAUGUCAUUGCCUCUUUUUUUAUUUCUGGUAAACUCUCUGUGAACUGCUUUAUGGAUAAAUGUCUUACGUUAAUGCCUAUAAUUAAUUACCGUUGAUGUUUAGGAACUAGACAGUUACUUCAACAGCCUAUUGUUCACCCAAGGGCUGCGUGCUGACCGGAGGCUGCAAAAAUCUCUUGAAAAGCUUUUGGGACCUGAUCCUUUUCUCUCAGAUCUUUGUUAGCUUUAUUCAGGGGGGUGGGGGGCGUUUGAUUCGUAAGACUGAGAUCUUCCGUCCCAUCCUCACUGCCCUGAUAGUGAACAUUUGGACAUUGGACUAGAAUGUGAUUAAAUGAUUCUGAGAAGGAUUCUUUGCAAUUCUAAAACACCAUCUCUACUAUGAAACGGCCCUAAGGACUCUAGGCAUGUCUGUAUGUAUAAUGAGCUUUUAACCAAUACAUUCUCUCUUUUCUUCUUUUAAUAAAUCUUAGUUUAGUUAAUGAG